AUGGGACUUGCGAAGUACUGGCAAGUCAUUACCGAGGAUGACUAUGUGGCUGGAACAUGGAGACGAGACCUUGUGUACGGUCUUCUGUGGUACCAGGAAAGACCUGCCCCUAAGAAACCUCGGUCAAAGGACUAUCGUGUCAAGCCUCUUUUUGGAACCCAUGAGAUCAAAAGGCUGACGGGUCUAAUCCUUGAACGCGUGGCUGGAAAGAAGGUCUUCAAACGAAUUGGAAUGUUUGAACACGGAUGGUUUCAGCACCGUCUCUCAAACGGCGAGUGGCCUCUCUUCAUCGACUGGGAUCCUCUUCGCGAGAAGAAGACCACACUGACCAUCAUAUGA
Alternaria novae-zelandiae is the source of this 339-nucleotide messenger RNA. RefSeq lists its product as uncharacterized. The record is from RefSeq and is a predicted model, not a curated record. The coding region runs from base 1 to 339 and encodes 112 amino acids. Lineage: Eukaryota; Fungi; Ascomycota; Dothideomycetes; Pleosporales; Pleosporaceae. The transcript has 2 exons.